Molecule: messenger RNA, 1377 nt
Organism: Beauveria bassiana ARSEF 2860
Lineage: Eukaryota; Fungi; Ascomycota; Sordariomycetes; Hypocreales; Cordycipitaceae
Product: geranylgeranyl pyrophosphate synthetase
Exons: 3
Coding region: 1-1377 (458 amino acids)
Source: RefSeq, a predicted model, not a curated record
AUGCCAUUCAGGCAGCAAUCCAAGCAUUGGCAGCCGCCCCGCAAGGCAGCAUCUCGUGUCGUGACUCCCGAAGAGACACCAGAUGCUCCAUUUGGGCCAGUGUUUACAGAAAUUCCAAGAAGCGAAAUCUCUAGCACGAAAAGCGAUGGAGAGCAUCCUAAAAUUACUGAGACUCAGACAGUGGCGUGCUUCAACUGGCUGGAAGGAAGGGAACCGCACAUCAUUGUGCCAGGCAUGCCUCCCAAAUGGACGCCUCUUGACAGACCCCGACCGCUCAAGCAGGAUGCCGGCAUCUAUUACCGAGAUCGAAAUGCGGCGCAUUACCCCGACAAUCCAUUAGAGCCCACGGUCGAGGCUAUCAUGAAGAUGAACCCAUCCGUUAACGAUGCUAUGACAGUGAGAAAUAUCGACAUUUUUGGCUGCAAUAGUACUCUCGGAGAACUCCUCAGGUUCGUGCGCGGCGCACAGGGGACCUUUCGCAUCUUGGUCGAGAGGUUGGGCAAGACAGUGCAUUUGAUUCGCCGUGAAAAGUCGCCUUUAGAGACAUUUUCCAACAUUCGCGGCUAUGGCCAUACCUUUCCUGAAAGCUACACUACAUGGGAUGCUUGUUCACGCGGUUCGUCUUCACAUCAGCGCGUUGUUCAAUUCCAGUUUGGCGGUUUGGGGUGCCUUGUGCGGUUCGAAGGAGACGGUUACCUCCCAGACAAAGCUGGGCAAAGGGUCGAGAAGGAGGCUCUUUCUAGAAGAAUUCAAGAGCCCCAUACACCUGAAGACUUGGCCGCUCUGCUUUCCAUCUCUGGAACGGCCGCCCACUCGUCCAAAUCCCCCUUGAAGAUGUCCGAGGCGGGCUGUCUGGUUCCGCAAGGCGCUGUGUUUGACCUCAAGACCCGCUCGAUCAAGCGCAAAGAUGACGAAGACGCUAUCGUCGCUGAUGAGCUGCCGCGACUCUGGGUUCGGCAGAUUUCAACGUUGAUUCUCGCGUACCAUACCUGUGGUACCUUUCGAGAUAUUCAGAUCCGCGACGUUCGAGCAGAGAUGGCAGAGUGGGAAGAAACCAACAGAGAGGUGCUCGUAUGUUUUGCCAAGCUCCUGAGACGAAUUCUAGAUAUUUCUAGUCAUCUUCAAGAUGGAAGAAUGGAGAUUACCUGCAAGGAAGGCGAUGAUGUCCUCUGCUUCAGAAAACAGACGGCCGAUGUGAAGCCGGCGUUUUCCCAGGCGACGGAGAGUAGGUGGAAGGCAUGGCUCAGCCACGACGCCACUGACGGCCAUGACAAGCCAUCCAGCGAAGAGGAAACUGACGGGCGCGGUUUGGACGACGACACUCCCAACUAUACGGCGUGCGACGAAGAGUGUGACUACUGCGGGCAUUGCAAGUAA